Messenger RNA from Camellia sinensis, 1550 nucleotides. The record is from RefSeq and is a predicted model, not a curated record. NCBI's taxonomy places the organism in Eukaryota, Viridiplantae, Streptophyta, Magnoliopsida, Ericales, Theaceae.
GGUCAGCGUUAACAUCACCACGGUCUCUCUCUCUCUCUCUAUCUAUCUCUAUAUAUACAUAGACAGGGGUACCAUUCUUUGGACGCCUGUCUCACCAUUUCUUCCAAACAAGAAAAUAAGAAAAUCUUGCAAAGAAAAGAGAGAUAAAACAAGGGGUCUCUUCGUUGAUAAACCAAAAGAUUUGAGUGUGAAACAGUUGAAGAUAGAGAGUGAGAGAGAGAUUGAAAGUAUAAGAUGGGUAGACCACCUUGCUGUGAUAAAACUGGUGUGAAGAAAGGGCCAUGGACGCCAGAAGAGGACAUCUUCUUGGUGUCUUACAUCCAAGAAAAUGGACCUGGGAAUUGGAGAGCUGUUCCCACUAAUACUGGUUUGCUAAGAUGCAGCAAGAGUUGCAGACUCAGGUGGACUAAUUAUCUCAGGCCGGGGAUCAAACGGGGCAACUUCACUGAUCAUGAAGAGAAAAUGAUAAUUCACCUCCAAGCUCUUCUGGGCAACAGUUUGUCUUGGUUCAGGUGGGCUGCAAUAGCUUCCUAUCUUCCCCAGAGAACUGACAAUGAUAUAAAGAAUUACUGGAACACCCAUUUGAAGAAGAAGCUCAAAAAACUUAAUGGCCAUGAACAUGGCCAUAGCCAAGAUGGUUUCUCAGCUUCACAAUCAUCAUCAGUCUCCAAGGGUCAGUGGGAGAGGAGGCUCCAAACAGACAUACACAUGGCUAAGAAAGCUUUGUGUGAUGCUUUGUCUAUUGACAAAUCAACCAAUUUAAAUGACUUAAAACCAUACCCUAAUGGCUACUCUCACCCUCGUAGUACAAGCCCCCCGGCCGCCCAAUCAUCAUCCACCACGUAUGCGUCGAGUACUGAAAACAUAGCUAGGUUGCUCCAAAAUUGGAUGAAGGGUUCACCUAAAUCAUCUCAAACAAGCUCAGAAACCACAACUCAAAACUCUAACAACCCUAGUGAGGGAACAUUGAGUGCCACUACACCGGAGGGCUUCGACUCGCUUUUCAGCUUCCAUUCUUCCAAUUCUGAUGCCUCUCAGUCCGUGACGGUGGACGAGACAGCUACAAAUUUCACCCAUGAAACUUGCCUAUUUCAAGAUGAGAGUAAGCCAAGUUUGGAGAAUCAAGUUCCUUUGUCAUUGCUAGAGAAAUGGUUGUUUGAUGAUGGUGCUGCUGCACAAGGACAUGGCGACCUAUUGGACAUGUCCUUGGGGGAAAAUGAUGAGUUCUUUUAGGGUUUAAUUGGGGUUUUAAAAACUUUGGGGUUUCUUUGUUUUUUUUUGGUCUUAUUUGGAGUUUUAGGCUUUGAAUGGAGCGAUGUUAGGGUGAUUAUUUAAGUAUCAAUUUAUUUAUUAUUUGAUGCGGCGUUUUAUACCGUACUAAAUCAUCUUGUUAUUUCAAUUUCUCGUUUAUUUUACAUGUAAAAGGCCACAUCAAAUGAUAUGUAAAUGUUAUCGUCCUAACAUUACUUUUUUAUUGUUUGCUUCUUCUAAUUUUGAGCCGAAAAGUGUAUAUUACAAGUAUAUCUAUAUAUGUACCUGGGAGGAAUAAA